AUGGACGUGACGUCGGCCGUCCGCAGCCUGCGCCGCUCCAUCUCGAGAUCCCCUUCCAAGCUGCUGUCUCGUACCAGUUCCCAGAGCUCCGACGGCUCCCGCCAGGCCUCGCCGCAGUCGCCCUGUCGACGCUUUGGCUCUACACCUUCGCGACCUCCGCUGUCACCAUCCCAUCCGCAGACGGCCCCUCCGGCAGUCACCUCGACCCACGCCGCUGCCUCUUACCCGUCAUCCGCCUUUACACCCCUCCGCCCCAGCGUCAGACUCUCGCUGCGAUCCGCCAAGUCUGCCAAGGCGCCCUCGCCAUCGUCGCGCCCCCUUGCGCGCGCCCGCGUCUCGCCCCGGAGCCCUCUGAAGCGCGCCUUGAGCGACACGCCCGACUCGGGCAACUCUGAACCCGCCUCGUCAUCUUCCCCGGCCGCGAAGAGCUCCCCGGGGCAGGAAAACCGCAACAGAUCUUCGCUAGGGUCGACGCCACGCAAGCACAGCGAAAAGCAAACGCGACAUAGCGUGCAUCUUGAUGUGUCUGGGGGUGCAUCGCAACUCUCAUUCUUGAAAGCGCUGGACGCCUACACUGACCCCUACAUGGUUUCGACGACUGGCGCACUCAAGCGCAGUGAUGCGACCAUGAACCUAGACCACCCAAACCAGGGCAGCCCGGUUGCCAAGCGGCGCAGCUUGCAUGGCAUCUCGAGCCUCGGCCAGACGGAGGACUUGAAUAUCUUUGAAAAUAAUCUCAGCGCGCCGCAGAGUUUCGACAUUCACGAGGACUCGCAUUCCGAGUAUGAGUUGACUGGGGCCUCCGAAGGCGGCAGCGGCGAUGCGCCAGAUGUGGCCGCGCAGCGCGACCCUCUGGCGUCGCCGACGCCCGCGUCGAACGUGGCGAGCCGGUCGUCCUCUCUCCGCAGGUCUACCUUGCAGCAGCGAUAUGGUGACAAGGGGUCGCUGGGAAGAAGGACGGGCGAACGGCAACUUGCGCAGAUGACCGCGGAAACCUCCACCCCAGGCCGAAUCCGUCCUCGUCUCUCGACGGACCAUUUCCUGCCUCCCCAAAUCGCCCGAGACAGCCCUUUCUCCUCGGGCGCUCCUCUGCCGAAUGCAUCCAUACAUCCUAUCGACGGCAAAAGUCACCAGCCUCACCCGCUCUCCAAGACUUUGACCACUUCCUCGUCAGGCAACAGUCUGGAUGAGGAGGAGACGUCCGUGUGCGCGCCGGCUGUAAAGGUCGCAGACAAGCCCAAGCCGCACCCGUUUUCUCGAUCGCUCCCCCUCAACGCCACCAGGCCGACUGCUCGCUCCAUGAACGAGCAUAUCAAGGCAGUCGCCACGCCGAGUCAACCUCAUCAGCUCUGGGUUGGCGCCUUCAACUCGACGGGCCUCAUCUCCAAAGUCAACCGGAACCCCGAAGAGGAGGCGGAGAAGAAGAUUGCGCCUCCCGACACGCCCUGCAAGAAACACACAAACCCCUUUGCCACCUUUCCACCACCCGCGGGAAGCGCAAUGAAAAGAAAGAGCAAUAAUCGAAAUUCCUUUGCCGGCAUCCCUUCAACCCCCUUCAACCGUCCCGCCAGCCGCGGUGCCGACGCGUUUGGCGUUUCCGCCAAAGGGCUCUCCAUCUUCCAGCGGCGAGGCUCGGCGGCGUUCAACCUGCACCGGGAAAGCGACUUGAGCCUGGAAGUCGAGGACCGCAUGCUCUUUGGCGAAGCCGGCGAGCUUACCAGCCUGCUGGACGGGGAUGUGCCGCCCACCCCCACCAAGAAUACGCUCACUCCGAGCUUGAGCAACCUUAGCGAGCAGUCGCUCGAAAGCCCGAGCGCGAACCGCACCUUCACUCUGCCUCUCUCGGCUGCCAAGUCCGCUCCUUCGCGAGAAUCAACGUCGAGCCCUGUCGAUGGUCGGAGGACGCCCCAGACCCCACAGGAGAGCCUGCUGCCGCUAGACACGAGCCGCUUGUCCAUAUCGCAAGGACCCGAUGGUCUGGGCGAGAAUACCAUGCCGCCUCCAGUCACCCCGACAGCUGGUCGCGAUUUCCGGUCAUCCAUGAGCAUCUUUGUCACGCCCGUCAAUGGUCGCGUGGGCAGCGUCGACAUUGACGCCAGUCUAUACUCGAGGUUUGACAAAGUCGAGCAGGUCGGCAAGGGCGAGUUUUCGACAGUGUAUCGCGUCAGCAACCCUGCCCAAGGUCAGGUCUUCGCCGUCAAGAAGAGCAAGAACUCGUACCACGGCCCCAAGGACCGGGAAGUCAAGCUCCGCGAGGUCCAGAUCCUGCAAGCCCUGACGCAUGCCGAGCAUGUGGUGCAAUAUGUCGACAGCUGGGAACACAAUUUUCAUUUGUAUAUACAGACCGAGUUCUGCGAGGAAGGGACUCUGGACAAGUUUUUGGGCAAUGUCGGACGAGGCGGGAGGUUGGAUGACUUCCGCAUCUUCAAGAUCUUACAGGAUCUCUGUUUGGGCUUGAAGGAGAUUCACGACGCCGGAUUCAUGCAUCUAGAUAUGAAGCCUGCAAACAUCCUCAUCAACUUUGAAGGGGCGCUGAAGAUUGGAGACUUUGGACUGGCGCAGCCCUGCUCGUCGGCCGAAGGGGUCGAUGUCGAGGGCGACCGCGAAUACAUGGCGCCGGAGAUGCUCAGGGGAAAGGCCGGCCCGGCCGCCGACGUCUUCUCGCUCGGCCUCAUGACGUUGGAGGCUGCGGCCAACGUGGUGCUCCCGGACAACGGGCCGACAUGGAUUGCCCUCAGGUCCGGUGACCUCUCCGAGGUGCCGAGCCUCACGUGGACGCCGUCGAUUGAGGUGCAGCGGGAUGCUACGGGCAAUCCGUCGGCUCAUAGCGACGACUUCGGAGGCGACCAUGUCGAUGACAAUGCCGGCAGCCUGUUUGGGUCAUUCAAGCGAUCGGAACUGCCGCAGCCCCCGGAUUUUAUGGUCGAGGCCUUUCACCCGAGCUCGCUCGACUCGGUAGUGAGGUGGAUGACGGCCGAGUUGCCUGCCGACCGGCCCCUGGUCGACCAAGUGCUCGAUCUUGAGGGGUUGCGCUGGGUGGCAGAUCACCGCAACGCUCCGGCAACUGUCUACGAGGGCAACUGGGGCCCGGCCGACCCCUUUCCCGUUUCGAUUGCCGUGGACAGCGACACGGAGAUGACGGAUGUGUGA
This is a messenger RNA of Hirsutella rhossiliensis, 3150 nucleotides long. Its product is annotated as kinase. The record is from RefSeq and is a predicted model, not a curated record. Bases 1 to 3150 code for a protein of 1049 amino acids. Gene Ontology annotation, biological process: protein phosphorylation. Lineage: Eukaryota; Fungi; Ascomycota; Sordariomycetes; Hypocreales; Ophiocordycipitaceae. The transcript has 4 exons. Gene Ontology annotation, molecular function: ATP binding; protein kinase activity.